GCCUGCCCGCCGCUCCGCUCCGCUCCGCUCCCCGCCCCGCGCCGCGCCGCUCCGCCCGGGCCCGCAGGCCGCUCCCCCGCCGCCGCCGCUCCUCCCGCCGGGCCGCGCCGCGCCGGGCGAUGAGGAGCUGCUUCUGCCUGCGCCGGGGGAGCCGCGACCCGCCGACCGCCGCACGGGCAACACACGAUGUUUGUUCAGACUGGGCAUUGUGAAGUGUAAACCCAGGUCCCACUGGCACCAGCACUCACCUCUGACUUUUCUAGAAGCAGAUCAGUCCAUAAUGCCUGAGGUGCGAGACCUCUCAGAUGCCUUGCCCGACUUGCCGAUGGAUCCCAUCACGGGUGUUGGUGUGGUUGCGUCCCGGAACCGAGCACCGACAGGUUAUGAUGUAGUUGCACAAACAGCAGAUGGCUUGGAUGCUGACCUCUGGAAAGAUGGCUUAUUUAAAUCCAAGGUCACACGAUACCUGUGCUUCACAAGAUCGUUUUCAAAAGAGAAUAGUCACUUAGGCAAUGUCUUGGUUGAUAUGAAGCUCAUUGAUAUCAAGGACACGUUACCCCUGGGCUUCAUCCCCAUCCAGGAGACCAUCGAUACACAAGAAAUAGUUUUCAGAAAGAAGAGGCUGUGCAUCAAAUUCAUCCCUCGAGAUUCUACCGAGGCAGCAAUCUGUGAUAUCCGAAUCCUGGGUAGAUCUAAACAAGCCCCUCCCCAGUACACAUUCAUAGGGGAGUUGAACAACAUGGGCAUUUGGUACCGGAUGGGCAGAGUUCCACGCAACCAUGAAUCUUCACAGCCUGCGACGCCUCCGUCCCAAGUACCGUCUUCAGCACCAGCUCCUAACCUGCCACGGCAUAUCUCGCUGACACUCCCUGCCAGCUUUCGAGGGAAAAGUCACAGCACUCGCCUGGAUUUGGAGCACCAGCACUCAAAUUUGUAUGCCAUAUCAGCAAUGGAUGGAGUGCCUUUUAUGAUUUCAGAGAAGUUUGCCUGCGCUCCUGAAGGGAUGCAGCCGGUUGAUCUGUUGGGUAUCACAAUCAAAACCCUUGCAGAAAUCGAAAAGGAGUACGACUACAGCUUCCGGACGGAGCAGAGCGCGGCGGCCCGCCUGCCGCCCAGCCCCACGCGCUGCCCACCGGUGCCGCCGUCCUGAGAGGGGCGGCCGGCGCUGGGGCGGCCGUGGGCGUGCAUACUACUGAGCGGGGCGCGGCGCCGGGGCCGUCCCGCCGACGUCCGCCUGUCCGGCCACCGCCGCCCGCCCCGCACCGCACCGCCUCCUCCUGCACACGCCGCUCCACGCGUUGGGACCGCGCGACCCUUCGGCAGCCGCCCCCCGCCCUCCCUCGCCGCUGCGGACGCCGCUCCAUGUGAGUACGUGACUGGGAGCCUGACGGCAGCCCCGUGGUUGUCCCCCGUUCAUAACCCCUGCUGCAGGACAGUCACAGAAACCAGAGCCGUAACAAAGUGCUGCGAACAGCGAGCCGCGAGCUCGCAGACCAUCAGGAAGCGCUCAGCAGCGAGCCCUAAAAGUAAGGAAGAGUAAAAGACACGGCUGGUUAAUCCGCAAGCCCCCGGGCUUCCCGCAUGAGCUGACACGGAGCUGAUGGGCUCUCGAGGCCUUGCGGCACUCGGCCCAGCGGGCAGCAUCGGGCCGCAGCGGAUGCCCCGUCUGCCCCCGCCAAGGUCCGGGCGCACAGCAGCUCUGCCGCAGCCGGGAUCAGCCCGACAGCGAUCACUUGGUUUUGCUGUAGGCUGGCAGGGCCGUGGUCGCCGGCUCAGACCCGCCUCGGGCUCCCUCCCCAGGCAGAGGGGUGCAGAGAGCACGAGCUGCACUGCAGCUCCCGAGGCGAAGCACCUCCGCUUUGCACAGGGUGUCCGUGUGUCUGUCAGGACCUAGAGUGACGAACAUCCUGCAUUUUCGGGGCUGGGUGCUGGCAGUGCCCCGCUGACCCCCAGCCGAGCUGCCUGUGGAGCUGGGGCCCUGCUGACAACGUGGAUGCUGUCACCUGCCCAUCACUUUGGACAGUUUUCUAAUCUUUGCCCCUCUAGCUGCUAAAACAAGAGAUGUGCCUGUUCCCUCGUGCACUCACGGGGAAGCACCGGACUCUGACGUAGUGCAGGAUGAGAGUGGGAUGCAUUAAACCCUGACCUCAGCCUCCUUGUGAUCGCUGACCUUAGCUCGCUCCCGAGUCAAAUGCAUGUCUUGGAGAAGUCUGUUGCUGUAAUAAGUUAUUUAGAAGUGCCCAUCUGACUCCAUGCUGCUUUUUAAAGUCUCUGCUGUAGAACAAAGCUACAUCAUGGCACCAAAAUGGCAAUUUUUAAGUAAGUGUUAAAACGUACAACUUUUUCUAUUGUAAAAUACUGAUUACCUAACCCUAUUGAAAUGCAAUUGCCAUAGUAACAAGUAACAGUAUUGUUGCUCCCAGUCUGGGUCAUACGUAUGCCCUGACCUGCUUUGCACUGCUUUUGAUUGAUCUUGCAUUUUCUAGUUGGACAGAAUGGUGACUAACAGUAGGUUUUGUACUGUCAGCUUGUACUUUUUAUUUGUACAUAUGUAAAAUAUUUCUUGUCCAAAGAUUCAUUUCUGGUUUUAAGGCACCAUACCGCAUUGCUGGGAUAAUGAGCACAAAAUACCGUAACGUUCGGGACAGACUGAUUCCAAGUCUUUGCUUCAUCUUCUUCCAAUCAGGUAAAUCAUUUUCUAAACCUGCCUCUGAAAGCGGGGCUGUGCGAUUGGAAAGCAGAGGCCAAUUUGGUUGCAGGUGUGUUUGGGCAAAAGAAAUAGAGGUAUGCUAUUUGCACUGGCUCUGGACGUUUGGGUGACCCCCUGGAAGUGCUCGUUUACUUGGAGGCUGCAGCACCAUUUUUAGUUCUUAUUUAUCCUGCAAGAAAGCAAAGCCAGACCUCACUGCCAAGCUUCACAAAGGCUAGAUUGAUGAUGCUGACAUCGACAAAUGAACAUACCAUGGCAGCCUGGUCAUUCGGCUCAGGUUCACUUGAAGUUCAAAUCCACUCCAUGCUCUAGUACUAUGCCCAUCUCAUCCAUCUUUUGUCUUUCUAUUUUUCUGCUUGUAAUUUGUUCUGUAGUUUUCUGAGGCAUCCAUUUAUAGCUUCUCCUGUGGCUCAGUGGACACUGCGGGCAGGUAGAAGCCUUCUGCAGCGGUGUGUUCCGCACAGCUUUGGGAUGUGGGGCUGCAGAGAGCUGACCUCCUGUUACUGGUGGUGGAGGAGUGAGGGCUGCGGGCUGGUGCAGGGCGGCCAGCGCAGAGUCUGCGGAGCUCCGGGGGCAGUUCCUGCCGCCGGGAGACGGGGGGACGGCUGCCAGGAGCCCCUCCUCAAGCCGCGUCUUCCCGUGCCGAGGGCAGGGCUCCCGCAGCAGCGGCAGUGCCCGGGGAGGGGUGGGCUCGGAUAGCUGCCGAGCCCCACGUCCCAUGGGGCACCCCCUGGGGAUGUCUCAGAAAAAUGGGCGCGUAGCUUUGAGUCCCUUCCUGCGAGAUUGAGCUUAGAGAGCAUCAGUCGAUAGAAUUGGUGCUUUAGUAUUUAUAGCAACUGUUACGUUUGCUCAGCCUUCUUAGAGAUAGUGAGCUCAGCUUUCUCUUCGGUGACCUACAAGAAACACUGGAUGGCUCAGAACACUGACAGGACAUGCAGCUGGGACAAGCGUCUAAGAAAUCUUCAGGAUAUAUUUGUAUAGUUGGUUCUCACUCCUCCCUCUCUUACACUGGGCCAGCAGAGCUGCUUCAGGGGUGCAUCUGCAAAGAAACUUGAGAGGUCAGUUUGAUCUUCCCAGUGUGUCUCUGCACUGUGGCACUGCAAAGAUGCCACGUACUGAAAUCACGAACAGUACAAGUGCAGUUCUUGUGGUACAAACGCAAUAGAGGUGUUUUGAGCAAAGAGCUACAGCUGCUGAGAGCCAGCUGAGCUCUCAGACCUGCUGACCGAAGGCUGGCAAACGGGGCGCUCCCAGAGGGGAGAGGGCACAGAGCCGGUGCCUGCAAGCACAGCGAGACACACGGCGCAGGGAGGCUGACUGUAUGUGUCCUCUUCUCUGUCCACCGAUUAUAGGAAGCUUUUCUGUUGCGUCUCUGGAUUCCCAAGACCUUGGGCAUCAGGUCAGCGUUUCCACAGGCAGGUUUUAUUUGCUGUUCCGUAACUUUUGUACUCAUGGCAACUCAUUGCAAGGCUGGUCCUUGCAUCCUUGCAGCCAGUCUUCCCCCUUAGCAUGUGCCAUAGCCAGUACCAGCAUCACCUCUCUGCAUCUUCCUCCCUCCCUGUCCAAAAGGUGACUGUGGUACCAUUGGCCCAGGCAGUAAAUAUUCAGGGAGCCUGAUGUUGGUGUUUGGCUAUGGAGAAGCCUUCUGGAGCAUAAGGGGAGGGGAUGAGUUAAUGGAAAGCAACAGAAGUGGAUGUGCAGAGCUUUACCAGAUGUGCUUGGCUACCUUGCCUUUAUUUCUAGAACAAAACUGGUCUCUAGGUAGCUUAAUCUUGUGGCUGAUGGAGAAAUUAGUUUGCCAAAUUAUCAUAUGUCUGCGACAGAGACAGAAAAGCAGCAGUGAGGGGUUUGCUUGCUGUAAAAUACACUUUCUGAUGUGAAUUAGUAGUGACACGCUGCCUCCUGGAUUUCUCACGGCAAAGAGCAGGUAGCGCUGAGAUGACUCGUGGGCCAUCCAGGCCAGGCUGUGCUGUCUAAUGUGUUAACAAUGGAGAGGCAAGAAAUUAGUCCAGAAAGUAACGUAGAGUGUGAACUUUGUGAUAAAAUUCAAGUGUGGACAGUCAUAGCAGGUGUCUUCCCAGUGGGAGCAUCUCAUAGCUGUAGUUACAUAGGAAUAAACUUUGUCAAACUUUUUUCCUUUGCCGGGCGCCGAGUUUGCCCGCGGUGUUUGCAGGAGGGGAUCCCCCGCGGGCCUCCUGCCUAGGGACAGCUUGUUGGUCGUCUGUAGCUUCGGGCUUGUUUGGUUCACACCCGCCCCUGCCCGCUCCGCUUUGCUGAGCUCCCCAGCCCGGGCCCGCGGGGCACGGCCGUGCCGGGUGGGCGCUGGCGCUGGCGGCGGCGACGUGACGUGCGUCCCCUCCUCCUCUUCGGCGGGGCCCGAAAAAUCUCCCUGGGGGAGGGAGCGCGGGAUGCGGCGCCUUGGCAGCCGGCCGGUCCCACGUUGGCCCCGGCGCCCCACGUCCCGCGGGGGCCGGCGGAGCAGCUCACCGCAGAGCAGUUCCCUCCUCCCGAAGGGCGUGCGCGUCUCGCUGCCUUCAAAUAAUUACCUCAGCCUUCGAGCCUUGACAAACAGACGGGAAUCCGUGCCGGCAGCGGGGCAGCCGAGCGGUGCCGGUGUUGGUUAUCCUGAGCCACGAAACCCUGACAGCGUUGCAGUGGGGGGGGUGCUCCUCCGCUCAUGAAAAAGCUCAGUGAGGUGCUGCUCGAUUCAUUCAGUACAGGGAAGCCAAACAGUUUGGAUAUUCUGGUCGUUUAUUGUGAAAUUGUUUCCUAACAGCAACAGUUUUAAAUGUCAUCAUGCAAAUGGAAGAGAGAAACCUUUUAUGCAGUUGCGAAGUGUUUUUCUAAGAUGCUAUGCAUUUUGUUGGGUUAUUGAAAGUGAAUUUACUGUGCAUUAAUCUUAUGAAUGUUACUACGUUUUAUAUUUAUUUUAGAUGACCCUCCUGUAUUUUACAAAGGGAAGUUUCAUUGUGUGAUAACUUAGUCUGUAUUCUUAAUAUAAUUUGUUAAAUAAAACUUGUUUUAAUCAGUU
This is a messenger RNA of Tyto alba (common barn owl), 5741 nucleotides long. RefSeq names its product multivesicular body subunit 12B (gene MVB12B). Bases 281 to 1150 code for a protein of 289 amino acids. Gene Ontology annotation, cellular component: late endosome; ESCRT I complex. Lineage: Eukaryota; Metazoa; Chordata; Aves; Strigiformes; Tytonidae. Gene Ontology annotation, biological process: viral budding; virus maturation; regulation of epidermal growth factor receptor signaling pathway. The transcript is spliced from 11 exons. The record is from RefSeq and is a predicted model, not a curated record.